Messenger RNA from Heterobasidion irregulare TC 32-1, 2919 nucleotides. RefSeq lists its product as uncharacterized. Gene Ontology annotation, cellular component: cytoplasm. The transcript has 16 exons. The record is from RefSeq and is a predicted model, not a curated record. Lineage: Eukaryota; Fungi; Basidiomycota; Agaricomycetes; Russulales; Bondarzewiaceae. Gene Ontology annotation, molecular function: allantoinase activity. Bases 1 to 2793 code for a protein of 930 amino acids. Gene Ontology annotation, biological process: purine nucleobase catabolic process.
AUGAGGUCAUGCUAUAUCUUUUGGCUGCUAUGCUUUGCUCUCCUUGCUCUAGCUACGCUCACCACACACAUCUUCCGCUCUCUGCCUGUUCAGACAAACAGAUUACCAAUUGACACGCUCCGGAUCCUCAACAAGUGCAGCGAAAUUAAACUUGUGCCUGGCCCACCGUCCGACUUUCAUGAUCGCAUCACUUCCGAUAGGUUCCAGCUCGGGACCAAACCAAUUCUCAUCAGAAAUGCAACUGUAUGGACGGGUCGUGUCAACGGGUUGGAGAUCAUACAAGGAGACAUAUUGCUGAACGGGGGCCUUAUCAAGGCCUUAGGAAACGUCGACUCAUUCAUGCGAGCAGGCUACUCGGAUGCUGUGACCAUAGAUGCACAAGGUGCUUGGGUAUCUCCUGGAAUCAUAGAUGUCCAUUCACACAUAGGCGUUGAAUCUUCGCCUCAUCUAAUUUCGGAUGAUAACUCAUUCAAAGGACCGAUCGUUCCCUGGCUCCGCGCCCUUGAUGCAUUGAACACGCACGACGACGGAGUGCAGCUAGCUGUGUCCGGUGGUGUCACUACAUCACUUAUCCUCCCAGGCUCUGCUAAUGCCAUUGGUGGUCAGGGGUUUGUAAUCAAAUUACGCCCUACGGACGAAAGAUCUCCGACUUCAAUGUUGCUUGAACCCCCUUUCACGAUAAAUGGAAGUGAGAUCCCACCUGUGGUCCAUCUCAGAUGGAGACAUAUGAAGUGCGUCAUUUCAUCACCUCAAGUCUACGACGACACCCGGAUGGACGAUGUUUGGAGUUGGAGACAGGCGUAUGAUACCGCUCGCAAGGUAAAGAACGCUCAAGAUGCGUACUGCGCUGAGGCACAGGCGGGGAGGUGGCACAAGCUUGGGAUUUUCCCGGAAGACCUGCAGUGGGAAUCGCUUGUUGACAUAUUACGAGGCAAAGUGAAGGUCCAAACUCACUGCUACGAAGCUACAGACAUUGAUAACUUCGUGAGGUUGUCAAAUGAAUUUCAGUUCGAGAUAGCAGCGUUCCACCACGCUCAUGAAGCUUACCUUGUACCGGACGUCAUGAAGAGGGCGUAUGGUGAGGGCAAGACGCCAGCCGUGGCUAUUUUUGCUUCGUUCGCUAGGUACAAAAGAGAGGCUUUCAGACAUUCAGAAUUUGCCCCUCGCCUCUUGGCUGAUGCCGGCAUAAGGGUUUCGAUGAAGAGUGACCACCCGGCUAUUGUCUCUCGCUUCCUGCUUCAUGAAGCACAGCAAGCGCAUCAUUAUGGACUUCCAGACUAUCUGGCAUUAUCGUCUGUAACCAGCACAGCUGCCGGUAUCAUUGGGCUUGAUCACCGCAUUGGCUACAUCAAGGAAGGUUAUGACGCAGACCUCGUUAUUUGGGACAGUCAUCCUUUACAAUUGGGCGCGACGCCCAAACAGGUCUUUAUCGACGGUGUCCCUCAAUUUGACGCACCGCAUGUAUACUCCAAGUCCUCGCAGAAGCAAACAGCACCGAAGACCCCUGAUUAUGACAGGGAAGCGGCAGCUUCCCUCCAGCAUGAUGGUCUCCCUCCCCUUCAAAAUCCCAACCCUGUGUCAGGAACCAUAGUCUUCAGUAAUGUGUCCAGAGCUUGGCUACGGGACAACCAUGGUGUCAAAGCUGCGUCUCAUUCACGUGCUGAGGUGGGUUUCGCCACGGUACACAACGGGCACGUCAUUGGGUUAGGUAUGGACAGAGAGUACUUCGCAGCAUUGUCGAAUCCAGAAACCACCAUGAUUGACCUCCAGGGUGGCUCGAUCGCUCCUGCUCUUGUCGGAGCUGGGACAUCCGUUGGUCUUCAGGAAAUUAGCAUGGAAUCCUCUACCGUGGACGGAGUCGGGUUUGACCUGAUGGGAGGCGAACUUUCUACCCUCGUCGAGGACCACUUCAUCCUCAAAGCUGCGGACGGGCUCCAAUUCGCCACACGCGAUGCUCUUCUGGCAUAUCGCUCUGGCGUCACUACCAGUGUCACGGCCCCAUCAAAUGGUGGAUUGAUUGCGGGGCUGAGCGUUUCGUUUUCUUUAGGCGCAUCACAUAGAUUGGAAAUGGGCGCGCUGGUACAGGAUGUUGCAGCUUUGCAUGUGUCAAUCCACCGUCUUUCGGAGCUGAGCGUUAGCACCCAAAUUGCGGCACUACGACGUCUCCUGUUGAGUCCACCCAAGGACGAACUUGGCAGGUGGUUCGCAAAGGCAACAGCUGGAUUGAUACCGCUUGUUGUCAGAGCACACAGUGCCGAUAUCAUCUCCACUUUGAUUAGUUUGAAGCGAGAAGUGGAGGAAACUAGUCACGUCGCGAUGCAGUUGACCAUCGUAGGCGCUGCUGAGGCCCAUCUACUCGCCGAAGAAAUCGGUGCUGCGAAUGUCGGCGUGAUUGUUGCACCGCCUCGCUCAUUCCCAUAUACAUGGGAUGACCGUCGAAUCCUCGCCGGCCCCCCUCUGACCAACACCAGCAUCGUGCCUUUGCUUCUUUCACACAAUGUGACGGUGGGGAUCGCUCCACAGGGAAUCGACGACUUUACGGAAGGUAUGGCGACGUGGGCAUUGCGCAACCUCCGCUGGGAUGCUGGAUGGGCAAGUGUUGCCAUCGACGGUGGCUUAAAGGAAAACGAAGCACUCGCGCUGGUCUCGACAAACAUCGACAAAUUGUUGGGCGUGCAUACGGACCCUAUCGAUGCAGACUUGGUCGUUACCCGAGGAGGAGCCUUGCUCUCGUUUGAGGGCAAAGUUGUCGCCAUCAUCUCGCCUCAACGCGGCACUGUUGAUGUUUUCUGAUAUGCAUCAGACAGAGAGCGACUUCCAUAUCCUAUUGCUCGUGUUAUGUGCCACGCUCUCGCAUGUACGGUAUCUCAAUGCCCGACAGGAGCAUAUAUUUUGAACGUAAACAUGGUCGUGAGAUAU